Messenger RNA from Guillardia theta CCMP2712, 3393 nucleotides. RefSeq lists its product as hypothetical. Gene Ontology annotation, cellular component: nucleus; cytoplasm. NCBI's taxonomy places the organism in Eukaryota, Cryptophyceae, Pyrenomonadales, Geminigeraceae. The transcript is spliced from 7 exons. Bases 1 to 3393 code for a protein of 1130 amino acids. Gene Ontology annotation, biological process: protein import into nucleus. The record is from RefSeq and is a predicted model, not a curated record. Gene Ontology annotation, molecular function: nuclear import signal receptor activity; small GTPase binding.
AUGUUUCAUCCUGGAAACGUUGUCAAGUCUGGAGCUCCCUCCCCUCCUCCCCUUGCUAGUUCUAUGCUCUUUGCAUUCCUCUUUGUAGCCUCUGCCGCCUUAUCCUCUCUGCCUCAUUCUGUCAGCUUGCCUGACGAACAAUUCCUUGCUAUCUUCCGCCAUGUCCGCCAUGUCAUGACUCGUACCAUCUCAGGUGCUGUAGAAAUGGCCGACCUCUCGCAACUGUUUCCCAGGCUCCUGUCCUGUGACAACGCAACUCGACAACAAGCAGAGCAGGAGUUCUCUCAGCUCCGAGAUCAUGACCUUAACUUCAUCCCCUCUUUGUUCAGAAUGGGGAAGACCAUGGCGGAUCCUCAGAUGCGCAAGAUGUCAAUCGUCCUGUUCCGGCGGAGUGUCACCAGCGAGAGGUGGUCGAAGCUGGACGUGAACACGAGAGGGCAGAUCAAGUCGGAGCUGCUGGAGAGUUUGACGGUAGAGAGCGAGAUGUCAGUCGCGCGCAACAUCUCAGACGCCAUCUCCCGGGUCGCCUCCAUCGCCUCCUCAGCAGUGCCUGCCACCUGCCCUUUUGAGCGAGUCGAUGCUGACGGGAUGUCAGAGGGCUGGUCGGAGAUCCUUCCUUUCGUCUAUAACUGCUGCAAUGACGUGAAAGAAACGACCAAGUCGUUGGGGCUAAACCUCCUGAAGUCCUUGUCCGACGACAUCGGCGAAGACAUCGUCCUCCCAGCGGUCCAGCCUCUUCUGCCCGUGCUCGAAGCUGCCCUGUCCCCGCAGAACUCGCUGGAUGUCAGAUGCAUCUGUCUUUCAACAGUCAGCAGCAUAGCUCCUCACUUGUGUGAUGCCAGGGGCAAGCAGAUGCAGGCCAAGUUGCAGUCCCUGCUGCCGAAGAUGAUCUCUGUACUGCAAGACGCCUUCCAGUCGGGAAGCCGCGACAAGUCUAGGACGUGCCUCUCAGCUCUGAUCGACCUCACCGCUCAAGACCCCGGCUUUGUGAAACCCUCGAUCGAACAGCUUCUCGCGUCUGCGCAUGCCGUCACAGGGAAUGCGGAAGUUGACGAUGAUUUGCGAAGCCUCGCCAUGGAGCUCAUUGUUACUUACGUGGAGAACAAGCCGGCGCUGGCAAGAAAGAUCCCGCAGCUGACGGAGAACUGCCUGCCGGUGAUGAUGUCGAUGGUGGAAGCGAUCGAGGAGGAGGCGGAUUGGUACAAGAAUGUCGGCGACGAGGAAGACAAGGACGAAGUCGAGGAGCUCGUGAGAUACGGCGAAGAGUCGAUGGAGAGAUUCUUCCUUGCCAUGGGAGGAAAUCGAAUUUCAUCCACCGUUGUCUCCAUCAUCUUGAACAAGCUCAACUCAGACAAGUGGCAGCACCAGUACUCUGCCCUGCGAGCCCUCGCGCUGCUCCUCUCCUGUGCCGAGAAGUCUCUCGCCUCCAACAUCCCUCACGUCCUGGAAACAAUCAACAAGUUCAUGGCCGGCGGUAUGCAGAUGGUGACCUGGGCUGCUCUUGGGGCCCUUGCUGCCCUAUGCACCUGCUUCGCCCCCACUGUACAGGAGGAGUACCAUCACGUGGUGCUGCCCUCGCUGCAGCGAUUGAUGUCGAGUUCCCAUGAGAGGAUACGAUCCCGUGCCGCCAAGUGCCUGGUCGAUUUCACGGCAGAGUGCGAGGAGGAGCACGAGGAGAUUCUCCUCAAGUACUCGGACGAGCUCAUUGCCAGCCUCCUGUCCAUCCUCGGAUCGGGCUCCAUCCCCCAGCAGAAGUGUGCCAUCACUGCUGUCUCCUCCCUUGCUUCCGCUCUCAACGAGAACUUCGUGCGGUACUACAAUCACCUCAUGCCUGGCCUGCUCAGCAUCUUGUCGUCCUCCGAUCACAGCGUGGGAGAAGACUACAGGGACCUCUGCGGACGAGCGAUGGAGAGCAUCUCGUGCAUCGCGGAUGCUGUCGGCACUGAGCACUUCUCCAAGGACGCCCCAGCCGUCAUGAACCUGCUGAUGUCCUUCCACGAGAGGAACCAGACGGGGGAUGCUCAGAUGUCCUACUUCCUCCAGGCGUGCUGCCGCAUCUCAAGGAGCAUGGGCCAGUCCUUCCUCCAGUACCUCCCUCAUCUCCUCCCCCAGGUCUAUGGAUACGCUGGUCUGGACCCCAAGUUGGACAUGCAGGAAGCAGAUCAGGAGGAGGGAGAGAUGGACGGGGAGGCGACGAUCGUAAGCAUCAAGGGGAUGGGCAAGAUGCGAGUCAGCAUCAACAUCAAGGAGCUCGAGGACAAGGCCCUCGGCUUCAACGUGCUGGCCGCCCUUGCCGAGUCUCUCAAGGAGAACUUCCUCCCCGAGCUCAAGAGAGCCUCUGAGAUUCUCAUUCCCGGUCUCACCUACAAGCUCUCCACCUCCGUUCGCAGGGCAGCCGUCGACUCCAUGCCGAAGCUGCUGGUGUGCGCUCGUGCCGGUAUGGAGAAGGGGAUGAUGAGCGAGGGCGACUUGGUCCUGCUGAUGGGACAGAUGUGGCCGUUCUUGCUGCAGGCAUGCCUGGUGGAGACCGAGGUGGACGAGCAAGAAAACAUCCUGACCAACAUCGCUGAGUGUCUCGACGCCUGCAUGGCAUCGUCCUUGGAUGACCAGCAGCUCGCACGGCUGUGCGAGACCAUCAAGAUGAUCGUGGACGACAUUGUUGCCUCUCCCUCACAAGAGGAGGAGGAGGAGGAGGAGGAGGAGGACACGAUGAUGAUGACCAUGGUCGAGGUCAUCUCCAGCGCUCUCAAGGUGUUCAAGUCAAGGUUUGCCCGCAAGAUGCAAACGUCUCUCCUCCCCGUCUACGGUCAAGUUCUCUCUAACGCCAAGUCACUGGACAUGCACAAGUGUGCCGCUCUCAACUGCCUGUGCGAGGUGAUGGAACACGGCGAAGAUGUUGCUCGCUCCAACCUCAACAACAUCGCCGCUGCAUGCUUGCAGUUCAGCUGCCAUGACGACGCCGCUGUCCGACGAUCAGCUUGCUUCGGUCUUGCCGUCUGUGCGGAGAGGGGAGGCGACGGGUUCGCACCUUUCAUCCCCAAGGCACUGGAAGUGCUACAUGCUGUCGCUACUCACCCGAGCUCGAGGGAGGAGGGAAAUGGCGAGGCAACAGACAACGCGGUCGAUGCCGUCGGCCGCAUCUGCAAGUUUCAGAUCAAGACAGCCAACGCAGGAGAGAUUCUUCCCACGUGGGUCUCGUGGCUGCCCAUCAAGGAUGACGUGGACUGCGCCAAGACCUGUCACGCCUACCUCGCCGAGCUGCUCGAGCUGCAGCACCCAGCUGCCGUUCAGCAGCCCCUCGUGCUGGGGAAGGUGCUGGAGGCGGUUCGAUCUCAGGAGGAUCUCGCGGACAGUGAGGUCCGAGCCCGCCUCCUCGCGACACCUCUCCCUUGA